AUGGUGAGCAGCCAGGCCAAGUACGAGCUGAUUCAGGAGGUGGGGCGGGGCAGCUACGGCGUGGUGUACGAGGCGGUGGCGCGGCGGACGGGCGCCCGCGUGGCCGUGAAGAAGAUCCGCUGCCAUUCGCCGGAGAACGUGGAGCUGGCGCUGAGGGAGUUCUGGGCCCUCAGCAGCAUCCAGAGCCAACACCCCAACGUCAUCCACCUGGAGGAGUGCGUGCUCCAGCGGGAUGGCCUGGCCCAGAGGAUGAGCCACGGUUCCAGCUCCCCUCUCUACCUGGAGCUCGUGGAGACGUCGCUGAAGGGCGAGAUCUCCUUCGACCCGCGCUGCGCCUACUACCUGUGGUUCGUCAUGGACUUCUGCGACGGCGGCGACAUGAACGCCUACCUGCUGUCGCGGAAACCCAGCCGCAAAAUCAACACCAGCUUCAUGCUCCAACUGGGCAGCGCCUUGGCCUUCCUCCACCGCAACCAGAUCAUCCACCGAGACCUCAAGCCCGACAACAUCCUCAUCUCUCAGGCCUGCACGCCGGCCGGGACCACCGAGCCCACCCUCAAAGUGGCCGACUUCGGCCUGAGCAAGGUCUGCUCCACGUCGGGUCUCAACCCCGAGGAGCCGGCGAACGUCAACAAGUGCUUCCUGUCCACGGCGUGCGGGACGGACUUCUACAUGGCCCCCGAGGUGUGGGAGGGGCAGUACACGGCCAAAGCCGACAUCUUCGCCCUUGGCGUCAUCAUCUGGGCCAUGGUGGAGCGGAUCACCUUCGUGGACGUGGAGACGCAGAAGGAGCUGCUGGGGAGUUACGUCCAACAGGGGGAGGACAUCGUCCCGCUCGGGGAGGCGCUGCUGGAGAACCCCAAAAUGGAGCUGCUCAUCCCGGCGAGGAAGAAGAGCAUGAACGCGGGGAUGAAGCAGCUCAUCAGGGAGAUGCUUUCGGCCAAUCCUCAGGAGCGGCCCGACGCCUUCGAACUGGAGCUCAGACUGGUGAGGAUCGCGUGUCGAGAACUGGACUGGGACACGUGA
Molecule: messenger RNA, 1026 nt
Organism: Chanos chanos (milkfish)
Lineage: Eukaryota; Metazoa; Chordata; Actinopteri; Gonorynchiformes; Chanidae
Gene: pdik1l
Product: PDLIM1 interacting kinase 1 like
Exons: 2
Coding region: 1-1026 (341 amino acids)
Biological process (GO): negative regulation of G2/MI transition of meiotic cell cycle; protein phosphorylation
Cellular component (GO): cytoplasm; nucleus
Molecular function (GO): protein kinase activity; ATP binding
Source: RefSeq, a predicted model, not a curated record